UCGCUGGUGUUCAUGGGAUUUCUCGUUGUCAAACUCGAGUCGGAAGUCCAUGCAUGAAGUCAUUGUGUUUGAGGUCGGCCUCACCCCAGUCAAAAUCAACAAGGAGAAUAUUUCUACUCUCCAGCUACUAGAAGGAACUUAAAGCAGCCAUGGCCAACUAUGUGGGAUUUGCUAAUCUACCAAAUCAAGUCCACCGAAAAUCUGUGAAGAAGGGAUUUGAGUUUACCUUGAUGGUUGUGGGUGAAUCUGGACUAGGAAAGUCCACCCUUAUUAACAGCUUGUUUCUGACAGAUCUUUACACGGACAGGAAAUUGCCCAAAGCUGCUGACAGUAUAAAAAGGACAGUAAAGAUAGAGACUUCAACAGUUGAAAUAGAGGAAAGAGGCGUUAAGCUACGCCUGACUAUUGUAGACACUCCUGGAUAUGGGGAUGGCAUGGACAACAAAGACAGUUUCAAACCAAUUUUGGAUUAUGUGAAUGACCAGUUUGAGAGUUACCUUAAGGACGAGUCUGGGCUCAAUCGACGUCACAUUGUGGACACAAGAGUACACUGCUGUUUUUACUUUGUAGCUCCAACAGGACAUGGACUCAAGCCUCUUGACAUUGAGUUUAUGAAGCAGCUUCAUGAUAAAGUGAACAUUGUUCCUGUCAUUGGAAAGGCUGACACUCUCACACCAACUGAACUGGACAGCAUGAAAAGAAGGAUUUUGGAUGAAAUUGAGGAACAAGGAAUCAAGACGUAUGAACUGCCAGACUGUGAGAGUGACGAGGAUGAAGAUUAUGUGGAACAAACAAAGCAACUGAAGGCUGGCAUGCCAUUUGCAGUUGUAGGAAGUAACACCUUGAUAGAGGUAUGCGGCAAGAAAGUUAGAGGGCGACUGUAUCCCUGGGGGGUGGUAGAAGUUGAAAACCCAAAGCACUGUGACUUUGUGAAGUUGCGCACCAUGCUUAUCACCCACAUGCAGGAUCUCAAAGAGGUAACCCAGGAGACUCAUUACGAGAAUUUCCGAGCCGCUCAACUGUCAGGUGAAAGUCCAGUCUCCAACCAGGACUUGAUUGACGCGCCAAAGAAUGGAAAAAGAGGUCAUCACAUUACGAGUGCUAUCCUGGAGAAAGACCGCGCCUUGAUGCAGAAAGAAGAGGAGCUUCGCCGUAUGCAAGAAAUGAUUGCUCAGAUGCAAGCACAGAUGAAAAGCCAGAGCUAAGCCAGAGUUACUGGGUCUGGAUAAAGCUAGUGGAAUGAUUCGCUGUAAGUCUUCGAUCAGCUCCAGAGAGUAACAGAAAGUAAUAAAGUAAUGAUACCGUGAACUCUCGAUUAUGACCCUUGGCAUACAAGGACCUCCAUCAUUUAUCAUAAGCCCAUGGAUUAUAAAGCCCCUUAUUUGUAAGCCUCGUGUUAAAGCCCAUCAUUAUGAAGUCCCUUGAUUGUAAGCCCAUUGAUGACAGUCUUGAUAAAGCCCGUCAAUUUUAGGUCCCUCGAUUAUAAGCUCCUUACCCCUUCCCCCACCUUCCUCCCUCUCCUCCUCCGUGGGGAUGUUUAAAUGCCAGGGGAUAUAACCGAUAGUUUGCGAAAGCAAAAUAGUGAAACAAGCAAUGUAGGUGAAAUUAAGCAAUUAUUUAAUGGAGCUAAAAGGGGAGAAGUUUUUUCUAAAGGUCAAUACAGUGUACAGUAGGUAGAUUUAUAGCGCCUUCGAUUCCGAUUGUAAUUUUGAAUAGAACUUUCCCCUCAAAAACUGUCAACAAAGCCACAAGUAUUUGCUAUUUUUAAUUUUUAUUUUUCACAAACAACAACAAACAUUUCUACGGUUAUAUUAGAUAAGUACAUUUGUAUUACAUGUAAUUUAAGAUUUCUACAACGUCUAAAAAGCAUAAAUUUUGGGGGGGGGGGGUGCAACUGAAGAACAUAGCACCAGUUUUAUAUUUAACACGUAGCCUAGUCUUAUGUAGAAUAUUAUUCAAAUAGAAAAUGAAACAGUGUAUUGCUGUCUACCUAAAGCUAAAACCAAGGAAACUGCGACGGAACUUGAACAAAAUCUGAAAAUUGUGAAAUGGUAUCGGGUCCAGAGAAAAGUUGUAGAAUGUUUUUUGUUUUGUUUUUGUUUUUUUUUUUUUAAUCGUAUAACGUGGCUUUUCCCGCGCUUUUCACGAGUUGCUCUUUUAUUUGUCAAUCGAAACCAACUCAGUUUCCCUUGUUUUUCAUUGGUUGCAUGUUAUCUGAUCGCGUCGGCUUGUGAUUGGCUUAUUAGACCAUCGUAUUUGGCAUUGGCACUAUUUACAGUUCUUUUGUUUUAGGUGUAUGACAGUGAGUAAAAAAUCUCUUUGACGAUACAAUGCACCUUUAUCACUUCGAAACUAUACGAGAACAACUCGUAAUUGUUUCAGCAAGCUAUAAUUUUUCUGAUCGAACUUUUGCCCUAGGUGUUUGGUUUAGGGAAUUGUCGCGUAACUGUUUACCAAGGGAAAAACUCUUUUGGUGAACGGUAAACCUUGGGUUUUGAAAGUUUUGUGGAAGCCACUGUGGUGUUCUUUUCCAGUGCCACAAAAUUCAUACCAAGUUCACUGUUUUCAGAUAACAUAUUUGAAGGGUUCCGCAACACUAAAAUGUUUUCGUUAGGCAUUAAAUAGCUGUGCUUUCAAAUCUUUCAUUGUAAUAGCGAGAUGUCGUUUAGGUUGAUGUAACCAAGAUUUUUAAUAUAUUUAUUAUGAGCUUUUAAUUGGAUGUAGUUCCCUAUUUCAGUCGUUGAAGAUUAUUUUAUCAACAUUAUUUUAUAAGUGUGGUGAAUUUGUGAAUUCUCUAUCACAUGUCAGACCAAAAGUGGGUAGACCGUCUUUCCUAGACCACGAUAUUAAUAUUUGUUACGAUAGAGAAAUUAAUAAAAUAUUAACAAAAAGUAA
Molecule: messenger RNA, 2895 nt
Organism: Orbicella faveolata
Lineage: Eukaryota; Metazoa; Cnidaria; Anthozoa; Scleractinia; Merulinidae
Product: septin-2-like
Biological process (GO): cell division
Molecular function (GO): GTP binding
Source: RefSeq, a predicted model, not a curated record